AUGGUGCCCGUGCCAUCAGUACUAGAAUCAAAAGAACGGCCAGAAGACUCAAUCACCAACAAUGACCACUCAAUCACAAACAACAGAUCUACCAGUUUAGAAGCAACUACCUCUAUGAAGAACGAAUCUCAACAAAACCCAGAACCAAAGUCAUCGCAAUCUCCAGCCCCAAGAACACAGGAAGCAAGGGACCUCAAAGAACAGUCAAACGAUCAAGAAGUACGGCGAGAUCCUCCACCUUUCCCGUCUAGGUUGAAAAAGAAAGAUGAUAGUAAACAAUUCAAGAGGUUCCUGGAUGUUCUCCGACAGCUACAUAUCAACAUUCUCUUAGUAGAAGCAUUGGAAAAAAUGUCGAGCUAUGUGAAGUUCCUCAAGGAUAUACUCACCAAUAAGAGGAAGAUCGGGGAAAAUGAAACUGUCGCACUAACGUAUGAGUGUAGUGCGCUCUUCCAGAACAACAUCCCUAAGAAAAUGAAAGAUCCAGGGAGCUUCACAUUGCCAUGCUCAAUAGGGGGUAAAGAAGUCGGAAAUGCGCUCUGUGACUUAGGGACAAGUAUAAACCUGAUGCCCUUUUCAAUCUUCAAGAAGUUAAACAACGGCAACGCAAGACCCACCACAGUUACGUUGCAGUUGGCUAAUAGAUCAAUAAAGCAUCCAGAGGGUAAGAUAAAAGACGUACUGGUGCAAGUGGAUAAAUUCAUCUUUCCUGUUGACUUUAUUAUUUUAGAUUAUGAAGCUGACACUGAGGUGCCGAUCAUCUUGGGUCGUUCAUUUCUCGCAACAGGGCGAGCGCUGAUCGACGUACAAAAAGGAGAACUCACCAUAAGAGUCGACAAUCAGCAAGCGAAGUUCAACGUUCUCAAUGCAUUGAAAUACCCAAAUGAUAUGGAAAACUGCCACUAUAUUGGAGAACUACAGGAAGAACAAUGGCACGAGUUUGAAGAAGAAUCGGAGGAAGAAGACUUUGAGGUUGGCGCAAUGUUGGAGGAGAAUUGCGCCGCAAUACAAACUGACUCAGAUUUUGAAUUAAUAAAGUUAUUUGAACAAUCAACACAGUGA
Molecule: messenger RNA, 1059 nt
Organism: Benincasa hispida (wax gourd)
Lineage: Eukaryota; Viridiplantae; Streptophyta; Magnoliopsida; Cucurbitales; Cucurbitaceae
Source: RefSeq, a predicted model, not a curated record